Molecule: messenger RNA, 1136 nt
Organism: Hibiscus syriacus
Lineage: Eukaryota; Viridiplantae; Streptophyta; Magnoliopsida; Malvales; Malvaceae
Product: zinc transporter 2-like
Exons: 2
Coding region: 33-1052 (339 amino acids)
Biological process (GO): zinc ion transmembrane transport
Cellular component (GO): membrane
Molecular function (GO): zinc ion transmembrane transporter activity
Source: RefSeq, a predicted model, not a curated record
UAAGGGGGAAGUGAUAUCCAUCAACUGUAUCCAUGGCUAGAGUUUCCACCAUUGUAAAACUCAAGUCAACGUCCUUGUUCAUUUUUCUUCUUCUUCUCUUGCAGUUCUCAAUAACCAAAGGUCAUGGUGGACACGAUCACGAAGGGGACAACGGUGACCAUGUAAACUUGCAUGAGCAUGGCUUAAUCUUGGUGAAAAUAUGGUGUUUGAUCAUUCUUCUAGUGAGCACUUUUGCCGGUGGGGUUUCCCCUUAUUUCUAUCGAUGGAACGAAAGUUUUCUCCUCUUAGGCACACAGUUUGCCGGUGGGGUUUUUCUGGGAACCUCUUUGAUGCAUUUCUUGAGCGAUUCUAGUGAAACUUUCGGUGAUCUCACAACCAAAACAUACCCUUUCGCCUUCAUGUUGGCAUCCGUGGGGUAUCUACUCACCAUGCUUGGUGAUUGCAUAAUCAUCAGUGUUACAUCAGGUGGUGAAAGAGACACUAGAGUGCAAAUGGAAGUGGAAGAAGGAAGAACUGCUGAUGACGAGCAUCCCAAAGAUGUAGGAAUCGACUCGAAUAAUCCAGUUUUCUUUAGGACAACGUCCUUAGGAGACACUUUACUCCUUAUUUUCGCCUUGUGUUUUCACUCAGUUUUCGAGGGCAUUGCCAUUGGUGUUGCAGGUACCAAGGGAGAUGCAUGGAGGAAUCUUUGGACAAUUUCACUGCACAAAAUUUUUGCAGCAAUUGCUAUGGGGAUUGCACUGCUGAAGAUGUUACCAAAGCGGCCAUUUUUGUUGACAUGUGCUUACUCUUUUGCAUUCGCUGUUUCCAGCCCCAUAGGUGUAGGGAUCGGCAUUUCCAUUGAUGCCACUACUCAAGGUCAUGUAGCUGACUGGAUUUACGCUAUCUCAAUGGGACUUGCUUGUGGGGUUUUCAUUUAUGUUGCCAUUAAUCAUCUCAUUGCUAAGGGCUUUAAACCACAAGCUAAAUGUUACUUUGACACGCCUUCCUUCAAGUUCCUUGCCGUGCUUCUUGGUGUUUCAGUUAUAGCAGUUGUUAUGAUCUGGGACUGAUAUUGCAAUCCCUCUUUGUAAUCAAUUACUAUCCAUGUAAUUUCAAGAAUUAUCCAUACUGGAGCGUAUUUUGUGAUUUUAUUA